Nematostella vectensis (starlet sea anemone) is the source of this 1984-nucleotide messenger RNA. RefSeq lists its product as uncharacterized. Gene Ontology annotation, cellular component: extracellular region. Bases 370 to 1302 code for a protein of 310 amino acids. The record is from RefSeq and is a predicted model, not a curated record. Gene Ontology annotation, biological process: regulation of cell growth. Lineage: Eukaryota; Metazoa; Cnidaria; Anthozoa; Actiniaria; Edwardsiidae. The transcript is spliced from 6 exons. Gene Ontology annotation, molecular function: peptidase inhibitor activity.
CACGGCGGUUGUGAAGGGAGGCUGAGCGCUCUAGACGGGGUCAAAUACCGCGUCCACGAGUACUUGAUCCCGAUACGAACCAACUCACUCGGUGAUCGAGUGACGAGUGGGGUAAUAACAAGUAAUUUGAGCGAGACAUCUGUGACAGAACUGAUCCGACCUACUGAGCGAGCAAUCAGAGGGGUAUAAAUACACUUCACGCACAAUCGCUACUUUCAGUCAUCAUCUGAAUCUCGUGUGAGUCACACAAAAGUCGCAGCUCGUACAAACUUCGACAGCGAAUUAUCACAAAGCCCUUGAGCACGUUCAGGGUUAUCUGCGAUAAGACAAGGUUUUGGAUCCUUCUCGCUGACCAGAAAUCAUUUCACUAUGGCGUGCAGAAUGUACAGACUCGUACUGGUGUUAAUGCUGCUUUCUGUUCUUUCUUGUGCGUCAGCGAAAAGUAUCAAGAAAAAGGUCCACCAUCUUCGCAAGAGGAGCAUCUCGCUGUUCGCCAUGAAGGACACGUGCCCACCUCGUGCGUUUAUCCCGUUCCCAGGGGAACCAUGCCAGCACACGUGCCAAGUCGACAAUGACUGCCCUGGAAACCAGCUCUGCUGCGAUAACGGAUGCAACAUGUGUAUGGACCCCGUCCUACCCCCUCCUGUGAUCGACUGGCUUGGAAUGGAUAACCGCGGGUUUUCCGAGAGUCGUGAGCCGAACAACUAUAUCGACGCGCUUAAUAUUCAAGAGCACGUACAGGAAGUCAGUUGUUAUUAUAAUGGAGUGACGCUAAGCAAAGGACAGAUCUUCUACAAGGGCUGUCAUAGAUGUGAGUGUAGAAUGGAAGGAAUCAACUGCGAAGUAGGGCCCUGUAGAACAGACGAACACGAAGGCUUCCACUCAGAGGGCUCCUCCGGCGACGACGAGCAACCGUCAGGGGAUAACGAAACUCGUGUGAAUUCUCGCGUGUACGCGCGUGUGUCGGGGAGAAAAAUUGGGACUAGGAAACUCGCGCGGUUACCUGCGAGACCAAUAGGGGAGAGCCAAGAGCCCAUCGACCAAGAGGUGGACAAGCCUUCUACCGAGCCCUCAGAACAAUUGACAGACAGCGAGCAUUGGAACUACAGGGAGAGGGGGCACCCCACUGCCCAACCGACAGCCCAAGUCAUCUACCACACGGCUCCGUACUUCCGUCAUCACCGAGUGAUUCCGAGAAGGCCUGGGGAGAUCAGGCCCCGGUCUGAGCAUACUCAGUAUGUUGAAAGGUACCCUCAUCGCAGAAUGCUGCACAGACGAGCAGGUCAUCGCCUACGCCACUAGUGGAACAAGUGAAUAAUUGUACAUAGAAGGGAUGGGCUAAAGAACUUUAAGCGUAACCAGAAAACAACAACCGAACAAAGUGCAUAGAAACCAUAUGCCUCGGACGAACCAUGGAGGUGAUAAUAACAUUUUAAGCCUCGGACGAACCAUGGAGGUGAUAAUAACAUUUUAAGCCUCGGACGAACCAUGAGGGUUACAAUGACAUUCUAGGUUGAAUAAGUCAAAAACAUUAUUGGGCUAUCACAAAAGUGCUAUCAUUUAAAGUGUGGUGAAAUUAUUCCAAGAAACACCAUAAUAAAAUUCCUUCCAAGAAAUUCGCCCACUGGGCCAACAUAUAGAAAUAUUACAGAAAUACUCGGGUCUUUAAGCUACAGUAUGUAAAUAACAAGAACAUGUAGAUAACAGAUGGCAAAGGGCAAAUCAGAAAUGUGAGCUAUUAUAUGAAUUGCAGAUCAGUAGCUCGAACUCGAGCCUACAUUACACUGGUCAGCAGAAUUUUAUCCAGAGAUGUAUGAUAAUUUAUGUACGAGGUAAGCCGUGUGAUAAUUCGCUUUUAGAAGGCCACAGACCAGCAAUUUCCAGAUGUAUAUUUUGUACGUAGCUUAACACGUGGUAAUAUUAUGCACGUAGGAAAACGAGAUAAAUUGCUUUACAGAAAUUUAAUAAAUUAACAUAUUGCUUA